Molecule: messenger RNA, 6134 nt
Organism: Mastomys coucha (southern multimammate mouse)
Lineage: Eukaryota; Metazoa; Chordata; Mammalia; Rodentia; Muridae
Gene: Ppp1r16b
Product: protein phosphatase 1 regulatory subunit 16B
Exons: 11
Coding region: 222-1928 (568 amino acids)
Biological process (GO): establishment of endothelial barrier; regulation of sprouting angiogenesis
Cellular component (GO): cytoplasm
Molecular function (GO): enzyme inhibitor activity; protein phosphatase regulator activity; protein binding
Source: RefSeq, a predicted model, not a curated record
GCGGCGCGGUGGCUCGCUACCCAGCCGAGCUGGCUCUGUCGCCGCACCACCAGCUGCGGCUCUGGGACCUGCGGAUCGAGCCGGGGCUGGGAGCCGCCCGGGGCAGGGCUCGAGAGAGCGGGCCCCACCAUGAGGCUCCAGCCCCUUGGGAGCCCCUGCGCUCCCCUGGCCCCGGGCUCACCGUGCUAGCCCCAGGUUAGAACAAGGGCAGGCGCGGGGCCAUGGCCAGCCACGUGGACCUGCUCACAGAGCUGCAGCUGCUGGAGAAGGUGCCUACACUGGAGCGCCUGCGCGCAGCCCAGAAGCGCCGGGCUCAGCAGCUGAAGAAGUGGGCACAGUAUGAGCAGGACCUGCUUCAUCGCAAGCGCAAGCAUGAGCGGAAGCGCAGCACGGGUGGCCGUCGUAAGAAGGUGUCCUUCGAGGCCAGUGUAGCGUUGCUGGAAGCCUCACUCAGGAAUGACGCCGAAGAAGUACGCUACUUCCUGAAGAACAAGGUCAGCCCUGAUUUGUGCAAUGAGGAUGGAUUAACAGCCUUGCACCAGUGCUGCAUUGACAACUUUGAAGAGAUUGUCAAGCUGCUGCUUUCCCACGGUGCGAACGUGAACGCCAAAGACAACGAGCUGUGGACCCCCUUGCACGCGGCAGCCACCUGCGGCCACAUCAACCUGGUGAAGAUCCUCGUUCAGUAUGGGGCUGACUUGCUUGCUGUCAACUCUGAUGGAAACAUGCCAUAUGACCUCUGCGAGGAUGAACCCACCCUGGAUGUCAUCGAGACCUGCAUGGCGUACCAAGGCAUCACACAGGAGAAAAUCAACGAGAUGCGAGCAGCUCCUGAGCAGAAGAUGAUUUCAGACAUCCACUGCAUGAUAGCAGCGGGCCAAGAUCUCGACUGGAUAGAUGGCCAGGGUGCUACACUGCUACACAUAGCUGGAGCCAAUGGAUACCUGCGGGCAGCCGAGCUCCUCCUGGACCAUGGAGUGCGUGUGGAUGUGAAGGACUGGGAUGGCUGGGAGCCUCUGCACGCAGCAGCCUUCUGGGGACAGAUGCCAAUGGCAGAGCUGUUGGUGUCCCAUGGAGCUAGUCUCAGUGCCAGGACAUCCAUGGAUGAGAUGCCAAUAGACCUGUGUGAAGAGGAAGAAUUCAAGGUCCUGCUGUUGGAGCUGAAACACAAGCAUGAUGUGAUCAUGAAGUCGCAGCUGAGGCACAAGUCGUCCCUGAGCCGGAGGACAUCCAGUGCUGGCAGCCGUGGGAAGGUGGUGCGUCGAGCCAGCCUGUCAGACAGAACCAACCUAUACCGGAAAGAAUAUGAGGGGGAGGCCAUCUUGUGGCAGCAGCGGAGUGCAGCCGAGGACCAGCGUACUUCUACCUACAAUGGAGACAUCAGGGAGACCAGGACAGACCAGGAGAACAAGGACCCGAACCCCAGGCUGGAGAAGCCUGUGCUGCUCUCAGAAUUCUCUACCAAGAUCUCCCGGGGAGAACUGGAUGGGCCUGUGGAGAAUGGCCUCCGGGCUCCUGUCAGCACCUACCAGUAUGCACUGGCCAAUGGGGACAUAUGGAAGAUGCACGAGAUGCCUGACUACAGCAUGGCCUAUGGCAACCCCGGCGUGGCCGAUGUCCCCCCACCCUGGAGCGGCUUCAAGGAGCAGAGCCCCCAAACGCUCCUGGAGCUGAAGAGGCAGAGGGCCGCAGCCAAGCUGCUCAGCCACCCCUUCUUAAGCACCCACCUGGGCAGCAGUGUGGCCAGGUCAGGGGAGAGCAACAGUGAAGGCAAGGCCCCCUUGAUUGGAGGCAGAACUUCCCCCUACAGCAGCAACGGGACCUCGGUGUACUAUACAGUCACCAGCGGAGAUCCCCCGCUCCUGAAGUUCAAGGCCCCCAUGGAGGAGAUGGAGGAGAAAGUUCACGGCUGCUGCCGGAUCUCCUAGUGUCUGUGAACUGGAGGAGAGAGCUGCCUCGGAGAGGGGCCCCUGGAGUCCAAAGCCAGUCAGUCCAGCAGCCCUGGCUGGGGAGGUGUCGGGGCAGCCGGGGAGAGGUGGGAUCUGCUUUCCAGAGGAAUGCUGACCUUACCUCAUGCCCAGCUGCCCAUUGCAUCUCCAGUCCCUUCUGUGCUGCUUUCUUGCCUCACUCAAUGCCUGCAUCUGAAGUAUAGUGGGCCGACACACUCUGCAGUCUGAUUCAGGAAGGGUGGCUUGGGAUCUCAGUUCUGUACUUGAAACUAAAGGUUUCUUAGGAUGAGGAAUAACACCCCCCCUACACACACACACACACACACACACACACACACACACACACACACACACACACGGUCAAUUUAGUGUGUGAGAAUGCUACACCUGAGCUCUUGGGAAGCAGAUGGAGCUGAGAAAUUGUAGGUUAUCCCCAGAAGAAUGAGUUCAAGACAGUGUUGGCUCCACUGCCAACUGGCUUCCAUUGGGGAUAGGCCUGCUCAGCUGAGACCCACAGCUCUGAAGUCAUACCAGGCUGGGUCACUGUCACACCUAGCAGAGACAGGAAGUCCUAUGGGUUCAGGGAAGCCAGGAAUCCAUAUGGAUCAGGUUAGUGGGUCCAGGCCUGCUCCCCACAACCUUGCUGAGAGCUGUUCUUAUAUACAUGUCAGUAGGAAGGUGGGAAACUGUUCAAAGGUCAAGCUGGAAAGCCAGGCCAUCUAUGCUUAGAAGAAACCAAAUCUUGCUUUGGCCUUCGGUGGAAGCACAGGAGUUGGGUAAGGUGCAGCACACUGGUAUUUUCCAAACUGCGUUUGGUAAAAGCAUCCUUUGAGGCUGUAAGAUUCCAGGUGGGAGGCAACUGAAUUUGCCUUCUCCCAAGAUAGUGUCACAGUUGGGCUUUAUUGUCUGGUAUUUGAGAAAUGAAGUUCAUCAGGAGCUUCUGUUGGGGUGGGAGGCUCCCAGGGAAAAGGUGAGCACAUUGCUGAGAAGGCUGUGAUUAAUGUUGAUAGAACAGCAUCUUUAGCUGGUCUUCGUGGCUUUCAUGCUGUUUUGGUCCAGCCCAUCUCAGCCUACCCUUCUCAGCCUGAGCCACCACAUUGAGCAGUUGAGGCUUGCACCCCACCCUCCCACCUUACACGGUUGAGUCUGCAGAGUGGAUCCUCAGGCCCACGCCCCACCCAAGCUUUGCCUUUUCUGUCAUGCUAUCUAAAACAUGUUUGCCAAGCGCCACUUGUCGGCUCUUGCCUGGAGGUCUCAAAGCUCCCAGCCUGCUUUUCCUGGAGUGGUAAUGCCCAAAGCUGCAACCUGAGGUGCCCACAGCCACUGUCCUCUGCUGCAUUCAGGAGAGCGUGGCGUGGCUGGAGUUGGCUGUCGUCCCAGCUGUACAGCUUUGCUGCCCUUGUCUUCUUGAUGCUGGAGAAGGAAGCCCGUACCGCAUCACGACCACGCUUUCCCACAAACCCCUUGAAAUUGUGUUCCGUACCUUGAGUGCGACACACUGGCUCCAGCAAAACCUUCUGGGGCAACUGGCAAGCUACGAGUUUGUUCCUUGCUCUGUGCUCUUUUUCUUUGUUCUCAAACUACCUCCUUAGAGCCCCGAGAGGGUCCCUAUAUCAUUCGGAUGUAUGGGACAGAUACCCACUUCUUUAUGGCCCCCUAUGCCAUAUACCCUUAGUAGUUAGGCUUGCCCUUUGUUGGUCUCUGUCUCCACUGUGGCUUUAGGACCUCAGUAGACUAGAGAUGAAUCAGGACCUGACUAGAUUGGGAAAAUGCUUUAUUUAAACCAGGAGUGUGGGCCAGCAAGCACCCUGGAGGCUGCUGGAUGCAGAAGGAGGUGCACAACACUAGGUCAUCCCCACCCCAACUCCAGGACAGAUGGAAUCUGGAGUAGUGGGAUACUAUAGGAGACUAAAGACAGUUUCUGGAAUCCCUGGGGCCUCAGCUAGGCUCUGUAGCCCAUGGCUGAAAGAGGAGAUGAUCAAAACACGCACUUGUGGCUUUAAACUUUUAGCCCUGACAGACACGGAAGUGCCCUCUGGAGAUGACUUUAACCACAAGGUGGGCAGUUUCCCAGGCAGCCAGCUAUAUACUCCUAGGAGUCAGCUGCCCAGGGUUUCUGAGCUCUUUGCUCAGGGGCCAGAGAAUGAAGGCAUUUAUUGCCUUCUCUGAGCCAUUCAGGCCAUUUCUCCUCCACACCUAGCACUUCUUCCUGCCUCCUGGGCCAUUCUUUUCUACCUGAGGGGUGGGAAACUCAGCUGCCUCCUCCAUGGAAGCUAGUCCCAAACAGUGUGGGUUCAUAAGCGUUUGUUCAUGUUUUCCACCAGGGAUAAACAAAUGUUCCCUGUUCAGGCUCCAGGUCCCCAGGGCACUUUGUGACUCUUUGGAAUAUUGAGAGCCACGAUGAGGAACAGUCUCCAGCACAUGAGCCAGGGCCACCCACCCAUCCGCUCAUGUGAUGUAUUGAGGUGCUGAGACACACCAGAUGUGCUGUUAGUUUCAGCAGAUAAUGGACUAGCCAGGCAGUGAAGACUUUGAUCUCUUGAGGACUGUAGGCAUCCCCAGACUCAUCCAUUAUUCUAAUUGGAGUGCCUCCAUCCCAGACCAGCGCCCCUGUGCUUUGCAGCACCUGCAGUUCUUAGAGUGUGAAUCUCUUUAGGUGGGACACAGCUUUCUGUCCACACCUAGAUAACAUUUGCCACUAAGUGCAGAGGCUAGAUCUCAGGUGCCAGGCAGACACCAUACUGGUCUAUCUAGAACCUUCAGAGGUAGCCUUCAGGCUAGCAUCCAUAUAACAAUAUAACAGCAGUCUAAGGUCAGUGCCUAGAAGAACUGGAAGUCUGCAAUUUGCUGUCAAAAUCAUCCGUAGCAUUUACAGCCCGCCUGCUCGUGUUUUGCUCAUGAAUCAUACAUUCUUCUCCCCUAUACCACCAAUAUUAAACAUUUCCAUGUGUGUCAUCCUUUCUCCCUGGAAGGUAUGGAUCCAAGGGCUGUCAAUGGGGGAGCCUGUCGAGGUUGACCAGAUGGCUCACUCCUACUGAAGACAUCUAUUUGCAAACCAGGUGUGCUGCAGUUCCCUGUGAGCUGUGGUUCUUUGCACCCACCUUACGCUCCCCCAAACUAUUAGAAAUUGGUAGCUAUCACCAGAUUGUGAAUUUCUGGCCAGUAGCUCAGGGAAUUGGAAUGAAUCCUAAACCCAGGUCUACUGAAGACUUUGGGGAUAUAAUUCUUUAUCAAAUAUGCAGCAUUAAUGAAGCUUCUCUGCACUAUUUGAUUAACUUUUAGAUGUUUGGAAAGCUUGCCAGAGUGUGGCCCUCAGCCAGGUCUAGUGGCACACACCUUUAAUCCCAGCACAAAGGAGGCAGAGGCAUGUGGCACAUUUCUGAGUUCCAGGCCAGCCAGGGCUACACGGAGAAACCCUGUCUCAAAAAAACCAAAUAAAACAUAAAAAUAUGGCCUCUGGGUUGGGUUAACACAGUCUAGCUUUGUAACAAUGGGAGACUCCUGGUUCUUAGUGUUCGAUACUCUCUGGUCCUGGGUGUUCUCUCCUACCUGCUCUCCCAAAGCAGGAUAUUUUCCAGAGGGCCCAUCCUUAUGUGAUGUCAGGACUGUCUGAACUCUUGUUAUUUGUAGCCUGGUGAUAUCCCCUUCUUCCCCAGGGCACAGAAAAGCCAGGGGUCAUAUGGCCAGGGCCGGCAGCUCCACUGAAGUGACCUACCACUUUUCUAGAAAGCCCGAGACCUCUCCCUUGUUGGCCAGAGGGCCUGCUUCUCAUGGGCACUUCAAAUGCCACUGUGCGGAGCCUGGCUCUGCACACCCAGGAUAAGUCUGCAGAUGCCCAGCCCUCCGCAAUAAUUCACCAGACCAGAAGCCACUGAUGUACAGAGAACACUUAAGAAAAAAAAAAUGUAUUUUAUGUGAAAAAAGUUAAAACUCUGUAUACUGUAUCAGCAGCUUUGUGUAAAAAAUGGCAAUCAAAAGAGUCUAAUAUAUUUAAAACUUUUUUUAAAAAAAUAUUCUCAUGGAUCUUUGAUAUUGUAUUGAAGUAGCUCCAUGCCUCCAAGAUGGGGUCUGACCAUUAUCACCAAGGGGCCUGUGCCUCUGGAGUUCCCUCCAGCUGCCAAGGCCUGUGACAGAAUUCGCUGUUAUGGAUUUUUAAUUAAGAUUAUUAAAUUCCUUUUAAUAACA